Cetraspora pellucida is the source of this 216-nucleotide messenger RNA. The record is from the annotation of a GenBank genome assembly. Lineage: Eukaryota; Fungi; Glomeromycota; Glomeromycetes; Diversisporales; Gigasporaceae.
AUGAAGCUUUAUUACCUUUUAUUCUUAUCCCUUUCGGUUUUCACGGUUUUCUCUUAUUCUUUAUCUUAUGAUGAAGACGUGGAUUCUGAGAAAUCGGUUCUUCCUCAAAAACGUCCUAAUUUUUGUGAAACUAAAGAAGGAAGAUGUUUACAAAUAUGUGGUCUUCCAUCAAUAGAUAUUCCAUUAUCUCAAUAUAUUUGCUUUCGAAGCCGGUAA